AUGACAUUCUCGUCACCAACACUCCGGACUCGCGGUAGUAGCGGCAGUGACCAUCUCAUGUAUUUGGCUAAACCUCGACGUGCACGUGGUAGUAUGGAUUCCACUAUUUCAUCUGCUAGUGGAAAUGAUGGUAGUAACAGCAGCUCGGUCCUUCGUGUCUCAAAAGAGGUGGAAAAUAUUGGAGCACGUGUAGCCAUGUCGAAGAAGCGUAUCACAUGGCGCUUUGUGCUUGCAGGAUCGGAGCAAGUGCACACGUUGAUGCUAGAGCAUAGUCGUAUUUCGGCCAAGAAACGGCUGAAGCUAGACGGUCAUCAGUUGUUCACGACGGAGCAAUACGCGACGAAUUGGCAUUACGAUUUUCAUGUAGGAGUAGAUCCUUCGACGCCAUGUCGCAUGAUUAUUCGAGACUUGAAAACAUCUGUUGUGGACGAAGGAAGACUUGAGACUAUCUAUGAUUUGGUUGCAGAUGGUGUGAAUUGGGACCAGCUGGCGGAAAGAUGUAUACCUGUUGCUUUUCGACACCCGGCAGUCUCAGUUUGGAGCAGCGACAUGUAUGUGCGACGUGUGGAGGAAUCGCGUGGUGAGUUAUUAAGUGAUGGUGGUGAACGUCCACCGGGCACGCUAUUGACGUGGACGUUUGCAUUUGGUUUGAAUGGCAGUGUUCAUAAGCUGGAAUUGAGGGAUUUGGAAAAGGGCGAGUUUGUAGUCGUUUUGGACUGUCGCGAACUUGAACGCAUUGAUUUUGACGAUAUUCAAGGAGAUACGUGGGAGUUUGAGUACGAUCUGGAGGACCAACACGAGCUGGACCUUGUCGUGACCCUAGUGGAUGAACACAAAAUAUAUGACUUUUUCAUUGAUGGGAGCGCUUGGAACGAUAUCAGCGAGACCAACUUUGUGCUUGAGUCAGGAUGGUACCCCGUGUUUUCCCGUUCGCGAAGCGCCGUGUAUUUCCGUCACGAAGGAACGGGCAACACGCAGUGGGAGAAACCCAUUAUGGAUCGUAAGGAUUCGCUGGCUAACCGGCCAUUGCAGAAGUUUGAACAGGUAUCCCCGGUCUCGCAGGGACUAGAUGACUUGGUCCAUGGAAUGUACGCCGUUUCUGUCAAGGAGACUCAUGAAGAACCUGAGUCCGAGCGUGAACAUGCGCCUCAGCUUGUGCCGAUGAAGCAGCCGCUUCAACCCGUGCUGGAAAUACCGGAAGGACCUGACGUGCAAGAGGCCAACCUGAUUGACUUUUCGGACGUGGUGAUGCAUGUGAAUACUUCUGAGAAUGGUGGGUGUGAAGGAUUGGAUCCGUUUCACUCUACCACGCACACAGGUUUCGUAAAAAAGGAAGAGAAGGGUCAGCAGUCAAAGCAGCCAGUGGACCUGUUGAGUAUGUAG
This is a messenger RNA of Peronospora farinosa, 1383 nucleotides long. Lineage: Eukaryota; Oomycota; Peronosporomycetes; Peronosporales; Peronosporaceae. The record is from the annotation of a GenBank genome assembly.